CACCCCUCCAAAGGUUUUCCCAAAACCGAGCACAAUCAAUGGCAUCACCACCUCCCUCGGAUACCUGCCCGGCGGCCGAAGAAGUGUCAUCCCCCGCCCCUAAGAAGAUCAAGCUCUCCGACACCAGGGACUCUCAUGCUGGCGUCGCUGACAUCAAACCAGAGUACCUCCUCCCCAAGGCUCGGAAAGCCAUAUCCGCAUCCGCAGAUGACGACGCAGUCGGGGCUGCCCACCACUACCACUACCAAGAGGCAGAGAAUGGUGGCGGAGGGAAAAAACGUAAACACGAGCGCGGACAGAAUAAAGCGAGGAAGUUCCAUUUCGCGAGCGAUGAAGUUAAACUGUGUAACAGUCUUGUUAUGGUUCCGCGGGAGGGUCUGUUAGAGGGGACUGUUUGUGAAUUCGCGUUGAAUGCUCGGCCGAAGGGUCAGAAGGCGAGGCAGCGGCGGAAGAAGAAGGAAGAAGUCGAGGUGGGGAAGGCGACAGGAGAGGAUAAGAUUAUGGAGGGGAGGGAAGAGGAGGAAUGGGUAAAGCCGGAUGGGUUGUCGAAAAAGUGCGGUUUCUCACACAAUCUACGGGAGUAUUUGAAGAGCAAGCGGGAUGAUUCCGAAGGAGUUUGUCCGGUUUGGGAACUAAGAGGAUAUUGCGGAGGUGGGUGGAGAUGUAGAUGGGUUGGGUCGCAUUCUAAGGAAGAUGAGAAUGGCGAAUUAUAUAUGGUUGUUGACGAGGGAAAGAAGAAGAUGUAUGGAGAGAAGAUUGCAGAGGAACGGAAGGCAAAGCUUGCCAAUUCAAAGAUUAUUAAUUCUGUCUCGAUGAGCCUGAAGAUCCGGCUGAGGAAGAACGAAUUUCCGACUAAGAAGAGCGAGAUUUAUGCGGAAUGGGAACAUAAAGAGAAGACUACACGGGAUGGUUUGGGUUACGAGGACAAGGGCGAUGCCAGAGCUUCUUUUGUGGAUGCACCCGUGAAUGCGGCGGAGAAAAGAAGAAUAUACAUUGGAAAGGAAACGCCGUUGUUGGCUCCCUUAACAACAACGGGCAACCUUCCUUUCCGCCGUCUAUGCUCUCGUCUUGGUGCUGCCCUUACCUACUCCGAAAUGGCCAUGUCUGUUCCCCUCCUCCAGGGCCACAAGCCAGAGUGGGCUCUAUUAAGGGCCCAUGCCUCUGAAAUUCCGAAUUUUGGUGCUCAGAUUUGCGGCACUAAGAUUGGAACGGCGGUUCGGGCGACAGAAGUCUUGACAACUUUGUUCCCAUCGGCCGCCUCUUCUCGUCAUGGGCUGUCACUUGUUGACUUGAACUGUGGAUGCCCAGUUGACCUUGUAUACCGUCAAGGUGGAGGUAGUGCACUUCUGGAUCAGCCAUCCAAGUUAAUCAAGAUGCUCAAAGGAAUGAAUUAUGUCUCUGGGGAAACACCAAUAACGUGUAAAAUUAGGAUCUACGAUGCUGGGGAUGUCCAGGCUAUUACGCUUCAUGGCAGGAGUCGCCAGCAGCGAUACUCUCGGGAUGCCGACUGGACGUAUAUUGCCGAGACUGCGGCGCUGAUCAAAGAUCUUAAGCGGAGGUCUGACACAACUGCCGACACAGCGAUUGAUAAGGAGGCUAGAGAUAAACCGAAUGUCUUCUUUGUAGGAAAUGGUGAUUGCUAUUCUCACGUCGACUACUAUAAUUCCAUUGAUCAAGGCAACGUUGAUGGAGUAAUGCUUGCAAGGGGAGCUCUGAUAAAACCCUGGCUCUUUGAGGAAAUCCAAAAAGGUCAGUAUUUGGAUAAGUCUGCCACCGAGCGCUUAGACUACAUUCGUGAGUACGUUCGAUACGGUCUUGAAUGCUGGGGCAGCGACGAACUCGGUGUUGCUACUACCCGUAGAUUCCUCCUCGAGUGGCUCAGCUUUGGAUGCAGAUAUGUACCCAUUGGGAUUCUCGAGAGGUUGCCUCCUCGGAUUCAGGACAGACCUCCCCCAUGGAAGGGAAGAAAUGAAUUGGAGUGCUUGCUUGGUGGCUCGGACUAUAAGGAUUGGAUCAAGAUAUCUGAGAUGUUUCUGGGUCCUUGUCCGAGUGACUUUCACUUUACACCUAAGCAUAAGGUUUGCGUGAUAACUUUAUGUCUUGGUUGA
This is a messenger RNA of Tuber melanosporum (Perigord truffle), 2108 nucleotides long. RefSeq lists its product as uncharacterized. Gene Ontology annotation, molecular function: tRNA dihydrouridine synthase activity; RNA binding; flavin adenine dinucleotide binding. Gene Ontology annotation, biological process: tRNA processing. Bases 39 to 2108 code for a protein of 689 amino acids. The record is from RefSeq and is a predicted model, not a curated record. The transcript is spliced from 5 exons. NCBI's taxonomy places the organism in Eukaryota, Fungi, Ascomycota, Pezizomycetes, Pezizales, Tuberaceae.